Messenger RNA from Echinops telfairi (small Madagascar hedgehog), 3277 nucleotides. It is a transcript of the gene CBS, whose product is annotated as cystathionine beta-synthase. Bases 92 to 1753 code for a protein of 553 amino acids. The record is from RefSeq and is a predicted model, not a curated record. Gene Ontology annotation, molecular function: cystathionine beta-synthase activity; cysteine synthase activity. The transcript has 16 exons. NCBI's taxonomy places the organism in Eukaryota, Metazoa, Chordata, Mammalia, Afrosoricida, Tenrecidae. Gene Ontology annotation, cellular component: cytoplasm.
UGGUCUCCGCUUAGCAGCUGUCGCGCGUUGCAGCUUAGGGACCUGGUGAGCCCUCGCUUUCUGCUCGGUGCUACCCGUCCAGGUCCCCAGCAUGCCUGACGAGACACCCCUGGUGGCACAGGAGGCCGUGGGGUGCCCCCACCUCGAGAGUGUGCAUAGGGGGAAGGGAGCCUCGGAGAAGGAAGGGAAGGAGCGGUCAUGGAUCCGGCCCGACCUGCCGAGCAGGUGCACCUGGCAGCUGGGCAGUCCCGCCAGCCAGUCUCCACAUCACCAUACGGCCUUAGGAAGUAAUGCACAGAAGCUGCCUGGGAAACUCAGGCAGGGGGCAGCAGGUCCUUGGCCCUUGGUGACUGCCCGCUGCUUCACAGUGGCCAAGUGUGAAUUCUUCAAUGCGGGCGGGAGCGUGAAGGACCGCAUCAGCCUGCGGAUGAUCGAGGAUGCUGAGCAGGCUGGGACCCUGAAGCCUGGGGACACCAUCAUUGAACCCACAUCAGGGAACACAGGCAUUGGGCUGGCCCUGGCCGCCGCCGUGAAGGGCUACCGCUGCAUCAUCGUGAUGCCCGAGAAGAUGAGUUUGGAGAAGGUGGAUGUCCUGCGUGCGCUGGGUGCCGAGAUCGUGAGGACCCCCACCAACGCCAGGUUCGACUCCCCUGAGUCCCACGUGGGCGUGGCCUGGAGGCUGAAGAACGAGAUCCCCAAUUCUCACAUUCUAGACCAGUACCGCAAUGCCAGCAACCCGCUGGCUCACUACGAUACCACCGCCGAGGAGAUCCUGCAGCAAUGUGACGGGAAGGUGGACAUGCUGGUGGCCGCGGCCGGCACAGGUGGCACCAUUACAGGCCUUGCCAGGAAGCUCAAGGAGAAGUGUCCAGGGUGCAAGGUCAUCGGGGUGGACCCUGAAGGCUCCAUUCUCGCCGAGCCGGAGGAGCUCAACCGGACAGAUGUGACGGCCUAUGAAGUGGAGGGCAUCGGCUACGACUUCCUGCCCACCGUGCUGGACAGAACGGUCGUGGACAAGUGGUUCAAAAGCAACGACAAGGAGUCCUUCGCCUUCGCCCGAAUGCUGAUGGCCCAGGAGGGGCUCCUGUGUGGCGGCAGCUCUGGCAGUAGCAUGUCCAUCGCCGUGAAGGCUGCACAGGAGCUGCAGGAGGGCCAGCGGUGCGUGGUCAUCCUGCCUGACUCCGUGAGGAACUACAUGUCCAAGUUCCUGAGUGACCGGUGGAUGCUGCAGAGGGGCUUUAUGAAGGAGGAGGACGUGGCUGUGAAGAAGCCGUGGUGGUGGCACCUCCGAGUCCAGGAGCUGAGCCUGUCGGCCCCGCUGACAGUGCUGCCCACGGUCACCUGCGAGCACACCAUCGAGAUCCUCCGGGAGAAGGGCUUCGACCAGGCGCCCGUGGUGGACGAGGCAGGGGUGAUCCUGGGAAUGGUCACUCUUGGGAACAUGCUCUCGUCCCUGCUCGCCGGGAAGGUGCAGCCUUCGGACCAGGUCCGCAAGGUCAUCUACAAGCAGUUCAAACAGAUCCGCCUCACGGACCCUCUGGGCCAGCUCUCGCACAUCCUGGAGAUGGACCACUUUGCCCUGGUGGUGCAUGAGCAGAUUCAGUCUCAGGACCAGGCCUUGUCGGGCGUGGUGGGGGGGCCUGCAGACCACAGCCACGAGAGGUCCAGUCAGAAGCAGAUGGUGUUCGGGGUCGUCACCGCCAUCGACUUGCUGAACUUUGUGGCCACCCGUGAGCGGACCCAGAAAAACUGACUCCCAGGCGGCCAGCCAGCAGCGAGCCCGCCUUGCUCACCCCAGCCUGCCCCCUUGGGAUGGGCCCUCCAGCUCUUGUACACACUACACAGACACGCGAUUGUUCAUGGCCCGCCAGUGAGCUUCCCUGUACCAGGCCUGACCACGAACCCAAUCAGGGCUGAGCUUAUCGGAUGGAAGUCUUGCACUGCCUUAAACUGUCUCUAAGUAACGUAACACAGAAACCACGGGAGGAGAGAAGGUGGAGAGAGGGGGAGUCUUUUCCAGGGAGGAAUCGGGAGGAAAGGGGGCUCAAAACGUGUGGACAGUGUCCCCCUUGGGGCGGGGCUGGACUGGUUCUGGUGGCCCUGCCCUCAUCCUGGGGCUACAGCAGGGCCUGGGCUGGGGGGCAGGGCUUUUGUGGGGGGAUGCUGGUGGUGGCAGCUGUCCUCCACUGUCCGGUCUCUUGUGCUAACAGAAACUCCACUCUUGAGCGGCUCUGACCAACAGAGACUUACUUUCUCACGGUUGAGGGGGCUAGGGACCCAGUUCAGAGGCGUGGCUCUCGGGGAGGGCUCACCCUCUGACAGUUCUGGGGGCCAGUCCUGCCUCUCGGUGGAACGGAUGCGGCAUCUGUCCCCUCUGGAUCUCUGGUCUAACCUGCCCUUUGUCAUCAGACAUGAUCUGGGUUGGGACACAGCCUAUACGGAUGUGGUCUCCUUAAGGAAACAAAGCAAUUCCUGUUCCCAAACCAGAUCAUAGCCACAGGGUCUAGGCAGGAGGUCAGGAUUCCGACUCCCGUUUCCACCCACCAUCUGCAGGCUCGGCUUCCUCCUUCGCAUCGUCACCGCCCUGUGGGAGGCCUUCAAAACGUGGGUGGAGACAUUCGUUAGCUUUCACCCCAUUUUCCAACAAACAUGGAAGCUGCCUGAGCUCAGUCCUAGCAGGGCCCCCCUUGUAGCCCCCAGAACACUGCCCUUGACAGCAGAACUGCCGCAGCCACCUCCGGUUUCGUGCUCAGCGCCCACAUGUCAGCUCUCGCUUUCCUGGCUUCCUGCACACCUGCUGCGAUGUGGAAAUAGGGUCUCCUCGUGAGUGCUUAUCCCGCAGGGUGCCGUUCUGUUACUUUAAAUGCUGUGUGUCAUCGUCCCCACUCAGCCUUUACAGCCACUAGUCUACCAAAGGACCCCCCACGUCCCGGAAACACCAAUCUAGAGUGGGCAUGGGUUAGCACCCCGUCUGGAAGGGGCCGGGCCACCAGGUGUCCCUGGAGUCCUGGGUGGUACACACAGUUGAUGCUCUCAAGCUAACUGAAAGGUGGGUGGUUUGAGGUCACCCCAGGUGUGCCAUCAAGGCCUGGCAAUCUACUGCCUGGAGGAAACCAGACCCUGAGGACCCAGCAGGGGCACAGUCCUCCCCUGACAUGAGUAGGCUACCACACGUCACAGCAGCUUGUCAGGAUCUGUUUUAGGGUUACGUCCCGGAAGGCUGACAUGACCCACGGAAGCUUUGUUACACACUCUCAAUUACAGAAAUUGCAGUUUU